Molecule: messenger RNA, 1212 nt
Organism: Toxorhynchites rutilus septentrionalis
Lineage: Eukaryota; Metazoa; Arthropoda; Insecta; Diptera; Culicidae
Exons: 1
Coding region: 1-1212 (403 amino acids)
Molecular function (GO): nucleic acid binding
Source: RefSeq, a predicted model, not a curated record
AUGGAUGAGUGGAACUAUGUGCCCUCCAAACUCAACGUGGCUGAUACCGCUACCAAGUGGAAAGAUGCGCCCAGUUUCGAUAGUAAGAGUUCUUGGUACAACGCGCCAGAUUUCCUGUACAAGUCACCGGAAUACUGGCCAUCGAAACCUUCGCCAAGUAAGUUGGAGACAGAUGUUGAACUUCGUGCAGUGUUCAUGUUCCACGGUACAAUACAGCCACCGCUGAUAGACAUUUCUAGAUUUUCUAACUGGAACCGACUGUUAAGAGCCACAGCAUACGUUAUACGAGGUGUUCAUCGUUUCAAGGGUGAGCAAAGUCCGAAACCAGUUAUAUUGACCCAGCAGGAACUCAAGAAUGCUGAAAACUUACUGUGGAGACAGAUACAAGCUGAUUCUUAUCCCGACGAAGUAGCGAUUCUGAAACGUAAUCGAGCGUUUCCGGAAAGUGCAGUAUCAAUUCCGAAAUCGAGUCCGAUAUAUCGUUUUUCGCCGUUCCUGGAUGAGGAGGAAAUCAUUCGGAUGAACAGCAGAAUUACAGCGGCGCCGGGGGUUCCAUUAGAAGCAAAGUUACCAGUUUUGUUGCCGAAGAAGCAUUCGGCGACGGUUCGUCUUGUGGAUCAAUAUCAUAGGCGGUUCCUACACGGAAAUGGAGAGACGGUGUGUAAUGAGUUGCGUCAACGCUUCUGUAUUCCAGGUCUACGAGGUUUGAUCCGAGAAGUAUCCGGAAAGUGUCAGUUCUGCCGCGUUAGAAAAGCUACUCCACAGCCUCCUAUGAUGGCACCAUUGCCAGAAGGUAGGGUGACUGGAUUUGUAAGACCAUUCACACACACCGGAGUGGAUUAUUUCGGGCCAUUGAUGGUAAAACAUGGACGCAGCCUUGUUAAGAGAUGGGUGGCACUAUUUACUUGCCUCACGGUACGUGCCAUACAUUUGGAGAUCGUGCAUAGUUUGUCCGCUCAGUCUUGUGUGAUGACAAUUAGACGCUUCGUUGCUCGUCGCGGUGCUCCAGAGUCAUUUUACAGUGACAACGGGACAAAUUUUCUGGGAGCAAGUAAUUUGCUGGCGAAGCAGAUACAGGACAUCAACGAGGAUUGUGCCUCAACGUUCACCAACUCUAAAACCAGAUGGCACUUCAACCCACCUUCAGCACCACAUCAUGGACAUGGGUUGAUCAUGGGAGUGGAUCAUGGGAGUGGAUGGUACGCUCCAUGA